AUUGAGGUUUGACUAGAGGCAAGCGGGGAUCCUGCCCGGACUCCAGUUGUCCACGGCUCCUCCUCCUGUCGUUGCCUGCGUGAUUCCUGGGACUCAGGUAUUUUCCUUUCGCUGUCCACCUGCGGCGCAGGCAUUGGCAGAGUUUUGCCGGAGUGCCGUUGGUGCUGGAGAGAGAUGGACCAUACAUCCCCGACCUACAUGCUUGCUAACUUAACACACUUACAUUCUGAACAACUUCUGCAGGGUCUGAAUCUUCUUCGUCAACAUCAUGAACUCUGUGACAUCAUUCUUCGAGUAGGUGAUGUUAAAAUUCAUGCUCACAAAGUGGUACUUGCCAGCAUCAGCCCAUAUUUCAAAGCUAUGUUUACUGGAAAUCUUUCUGAAAAAGAGAACAGUGAGGUUGAGUUUCAGUGCAUUGAUGAAACUGCUCUCCAGGCUAUUGUGGAAUAUGCCUACACAGGGACUAUUUUUAUUUCACAGGACACAGUGGAAUCUCUCCUUCCAGCAGCAAACCUACUCCAGAUAAAACUUGUCCUGAAAGAAUGUUGUGCAUUUCUUGAAAGCCAACUUGACCCUGGUAAUUGUAUUGGAAUUUCUCGUUUUGCAGAGACGUAUGGUUGUCAUGACCUUUAUUUGGCAGCCACUAAAUAUAUAUGCCAGAAUUUUGAAGCUGUUUGCCAGACUGAAGAAUUUUUUGAGCUUACACAUGCUGAUUUGGAUGAAAUUGUUUCCAAUGACUGUUUGAAUGUAGCUACCGAAGAGACUGUUUUUUAUGCACUUGAAUCUUGGAUCAAUUAUGAUGUACAAGAACGCCAGAAAUACUUAGCACAGCUACUUAACAGUGUGCGAUUACCAUUGCUAAGUGUUAAGUUUCUCACUAGAUUAUAUGAAGCAAAUCAUCUUAUUCGUGAUGACCGUACUUGUAAACAUCUUUUGAAUGAAGCCCUAAAGUACCACUUUAUGCCUGAACAUAGACUCUCUCAUCAGACAGUCUUGAUGACACGACCUCGCUGUGCUCCCAAAGUACUUUGUGCAGUAGGAGGAAAAUCUGGACUGUUUGCCUCUUUGGAUAGUGUGGAGAUGUACUUUCCUCAGAAUGACUCUUGGAUUGGUUUGGCACCCCUAAACAUGCCUCGCUAUGAAUUUGGAAUAUGCGUUUUAGACCAAAAAGUGUAUGUUAUAGGUGGUAUUGAAACUGACGUGUGUCCUGAUUUCACUAUCAGAAAUCAUGAAAAUUCAGUAGAAUGCUGGAAUCCUGAUACAAAUACCUGGACUUCUCUUGAGAGAAUGAAUGAGCACCGAAGUACCCUUGGAGUGGUAGUACUUGCAGGAGAAGUUUAUGCUUUAGGUGGUUAUGAUGGACAGUCUUAUUUACAGUCUGUAGAGAAGUAUAUUCCCAAAUUAAGAAAAUGGGAACCUGUGGCACCAAUGACUACAACACGAAGUUGUUUUGCUGCAGCUGUGCUGGAUGGAAUGAUAUAUGCCAUUGGUGGGUAUGGUCCCGCCCACAUGAACAGUGUGGAGCGUUAUGAUCCAAGUAAGGAUUCCUGGGAGAUGGUUGCAUCUAUGGCAGAUAAAAGGAUCCACUUUGGUGUGGGUGUCAUGCUGGGCUUUAUUUUCGUGGUAGGUGGACAUAACGGUGUCUCACAUUUGUCAAGCAUUGAAAGAUAUGAUCCUCAUCAAAAUCAGUGGACUGCGUGUAGACCAAUGAAAGAACCCAGAACAGGAGUUGGUGCUGCAGUAAUCGAUAACUACCUUUAUGUAGUCGGUGGUCACUCAGGGUCUUCCUAUCUGAACACCGUGCAGAAAUAUGACCCUAUCUCAGAUACAUGGCUGGAUUCAGCUGGCAUGAUAUACUGUCGCUGCAAUUUUGGGUUAACUGCACUUUGACAAGUGUGGACUCAUGGAAAUAGUGAGGUGAAGAACUUCGUGCCGCAUAAAAGGAGCCCAAUUUUCUGAAACCCCAAAGCUGCAUUGCUUUUUAACUUGAAAUGUCAUGAAGACUCAACAUUUUGUUGGGUACUUUGAACUGACAAGUAGCUUUGGUUGCUCUUGAUUACAGUGAAUCAAUAAUCAAAAAAAAAAAAAGGAAAGAUCUUGCCAAUUGAAUUGUGCACUUUUUUCCUCUAAUACUGGCAUAAAGUAGUUUCUUUUAAUUUUAUUUAUUGCUUUUAGAGAAAGAGGAAGGGAGAGGAAUAGAGAUAGCAACAUCGACGAGAGAGAAACAUCGAUCGGCUGCCUCCUGCAUGUCCCGCAUUGGGGAUUGAGCCUGAAACCCAAGCAUGUGCCCUAACCAGGAAUUGAACCAGUGACCUCCUGGUUAAUGGAUUGAUGCUCAACCACUGAGCCACACCAGCUGGGCUGACAUAAAGUAGUUUUAUGUUCAUAAGUGUACAUGUGAAAAACUUGGUUUUUAAAAAUAUUUUUAGCUCUCUCCCUCCUUAAUAUGCACCAUGAUUACUAGGAUGAAUGAUGUUUAGAUGCUGGAGUGUAGUGAAUGUCUGGACAGAGUACUGAUACUGUCUAUUGGAUAUAAGUUCAAAUGCUUUACAUUUUAAAUAAAGGGCUGCACUUUUUUGGUACUUUUAAGGGGUAUAAAUUACACGCUCUAGUGAAUCACCUGGACAUUCUUCCUGCUAAAUGGCUUUAGGGCUGGGGCUGUAAUAACUUUGCAAAACAAAUGCUUUUACUAUCAUGAUAUUUGGGGGCCUAUUAAAAGAUAUUUACUGUUUAUAUCUUUUUUACGUGGGCAGGUUAAUGCUGGAAGAAGCUACUUAUCCAGUUCUGCUAUGCUAAGCAUG
Molecule: messenger RNA, 2801 nt
Organism: Myotis lucifugus (little brown bat)
Lineage: Eukaryota; Metazoa; Chordata; Mammalia; Chiroptera; Vespertilionidae
Gene: KLHL28
Product: kelch like family member 28
Exons: 5
Coding region: 175-1890 (571 amino acids)
Molecular function (GO): protein binding
Source: RefSeq, a predicted model, not a curated record